Messenger RNA from Dermacentor silvarum, 1451 nucleotides. Its product is annotated as MIF4G domain-containing protein B. Bases 177 to 1349 code for a protein of 390 amino acids. Gene Ontology annotation, molecular function: RNA binding; translation activator activity; protein binding. The record is from RefSeq and is a predicted model, not a curated record. NCBI's taxonomy places the organism in Eukaryota, Metazoa, Arthropoda, Arachnida, Ixodida, Ixodidae. Gene Ontology annotation, cellular component: cytosol. The transcript is spliced from 6 exons. Gene Ontology annotation, biological process: regulation of translational initiation.
GACCUUCACCCCCACGCAGAUGAAGGGGCCGAGGGGCCGUAAGGUUUUAAAUCCGCUUUUACAACUGAGCGCGUGUUGUUGAGCUGCACUUGUCACCGAACGACUCUCCGCCGUUUCCCGCAACCCUGCUUUUAGCAAAUUAGUUCUGCGGAAUUCCACAAGGUGGAGGAGGGUUCAUGAAAGGAACUCUGCUUUUGAACGGCGCAACCACCGCCUUGAUUCGAUCGUCGGCUACUGGUGCGAUAGGACGACCUGAGGAGCACCGGACGGGAAGGCGUCAACAGAUAUGGCCGUUAGUGACCAGCGAGCCACCCGCCAAUCAGGAAGUCCUGCCGCUGACCCGUGGGGGCGCUGAAAGCGCUUGCGAUGUAAAGCCGUUGUCCGACACUGCUGGGACGGCGGCUUCCACGCCGCAGCCCACGUCGACAGCGACGGCAGAACCUUUGAAUCGUGCGCCACCGUCCUCGACCAGAGCCAGCGGUCGACGAAAGCGGCAGCAGCGGCGAAAGCCUGAAACCAGCACCAGUGAGGGCGUGGAUCGCAGUCUUUCGGGUCACGAGGCGUCACGCAAGGAAGAACAAGGUGCUGCCACAUCGACAAGCCAGCGCGUCAGCGUAGUACAAAGAGCUCUAUGCGACCCGGAUUCGUUGACGCCCGAGCAAGUGGAUCGACUGGUGCGCGUCGUCUGCGGGAAAGCCAUCAACGACGAUGACAGCGCCGAGACGGCGGCCAAGUUCUGCGCCAGCGUCAUCGCGAAGGAGCGAGCAGGUUUGUUCAUCGACCGCCUUCUGUGCACUUGCCGCAACUGGCUCAAGCAACGCGACCUCCUAUUGCCAAAUUUCACCACCACGGCGCUGGGGGAGCCACCGCAGGAGCAAAAGGAUAGUCACCGGUGGGCGGCCUUUGUGAGCUUCCUGGCCGGGCUUCUGACCGCUAUCCCCGGAAAAGGAAAGCGUUCGGCGGUCGGGACGUGCCACUCCGGACACAUCUUCUGCCUGGCGGCGCUUCUAUGCGAGUCCUGCAAGUUCAUUAUACACUCGCCAGACCUGGAAUGGCACACCCAGAUCGAGUGCCUCCGCAGUGCGUUGAAGACCGCGGGCAAGACUGCCGAGCGAGCCGCGCCCGCCCGCAUGGCGGCGCUGGUGGCGUGCCUGCGGGACGAGUUCUUGACGCCCGAUGCCUCCGCCGAGACUCGCCUGACGCUGCUCGAACUUAUUGAGCUGCGCGCUUCGGGGUGGAAAUUCUCAGCCCAGCAGCAACUCUACUAUGCUGCACACAGCGGAGUUUUCGGAGCCGAGUGUGACGACGACCUAUCGCCCUUACCCCUGCCCUGCCGGACCGCCCAAUGAGAUUGUAUACGGCGAAGCGGAGACGAAGGCCUAAAGGCCUAACGUUUCCCAUCGCAAUCAACGGAUACGUUUUUCAUUCGUUAUGAAUAAAAUAAAUAUUUA